AUGGAUUGUAUUAGUAAAGAACUAAACAUAAACAACAAAAAUGUGUUUUCAACUUCUACGUCUGACCUAUUUACAGUCGUUGUACACAGCAGUUGGCUUAAAAAAUGGCUAAAGAACGCAGAAAUCGAUUCAUGCGUGAAUAAUGUAGAUUACACCCUACAACUUGGUGAAAGUGUCUCUUAUCCAUGGCGAAAAGUAUUUAUCAGAGUACUACAUAAAAAGGUUUCCAAGGUUUUACCUUUGCCUCGAUAUAAACUCAAUGAAAGUAACUCGGAAUCAUCUUUAACAUUCGCACAGCUCCUUCAAUAUGUCUCACAAACCAAUCAAAGAACGCUUUGGAAGGAAUCUUAUAAGAAAUACUGUCAAAACACAGAAAGCUCCAAAGAAAGUACUAUUGUCAACCUUAUGGAGCAUGAUCAGCUUCUUUCCGAAGUGAUGCUGAGAUUGUAUGGCUGUAAUGUAAUUAGAAUAAAGAAUGACAGCUCAGGAAAGUCUACAGAAUAUAAAGAUAUAGUGCCCAAUAAAUAUGUUUCAAAAUCUUAUGAGUCUCAUGUCAAUUUGUUAGCAGCUAUGUUCACAUUAGAGACUGAUAAUAACUACUUUGUAGUCUACAGAGGCCACUAUGAGUAUAAUUUAUUGGAUUGCUUAAAUUUCAGUCCAGCUCUUGUAGAUAAGAAUUAUACCAGAGGCAUGUUUUUAAUAUACCAAUUGUUGAAUGUUGCAAAGUCUAUGAGCGAUAGAGGCUUGAGUUUGGGUAUGAUUGAGCUUCAAGAUAUUUAUUUGACAGAGAAUUUGUGGUUGCAAAUAUUACCUUCUAUAAUAAACAAUAUACAUACAUUAGAUGCAUCUUUAAUUUAUGAGUUGAAUAGAAGUAAGCAGAGUACACCUGCUGUGUCAAAUCAAGGAUCUCAAGGAAGGCGAGGAGAGGAGUGGUGUUGGCGAAAUGACGUUGCACAAUUGGAAAAACUGUGCUUGCUAUGGGUGAAAGGGAGGAUAUCAAAUCUGGAUUAUCUGCUGCAUCUGAACAUGCUUGCAGGAAGAUCUGCUAAUGAUCCUCAAGCCCAUUUUAUGGUGCCUUGGGUCACUGAUUUUGCCUCACGAUGUGGGCGCAAUUGGCGCGACCUGACAAAGACAAAGUACCGCUUGACCAAGGGCGAUCGACAGCUCGACAUGACGUACGACGUCUUGAAUUGCAGUGAUCAAAUCCCACAUCAUGUCUCCGAUGCCCUGUCUGACAUCACUUGUUAUGUCUAUUUGGCGAGAAGAACUCCAAAAGAAGUGCUCUGCAAACACGUUCGUAACAACUGGGUGCCAGCAGAGUACCCAGUGUCAAUCCAACGUAUGCAAGAAUGGACGCCAGAUGAGUGUAUUCCAGAGUUCUACACUGAUCCCACUGUCUUCAAGAGCAUACAUGAAGAUCUGCCCGAUCUAGGAAUACCGUCGUGGGCGACUUGCGUAGAGGACUUCAUAACUAAACAUAGGGAAGCGUUGGAGAGUGCACAUGUGUCUGAAAAUCUGCAUCACUGGAUUGACAUCACAUUCGGAUAUAAGCUUUCAGGUACCGCGUCAGUUAAGGCCAAAAACGUCUGCCUGUCUCUAGUAGAUGGUCACACAAAGAUGCGACGUGGCGCAACUGUGCAGCUGUUCGUGGCUCCACAUCCGCCACGCCAGCCCCGGGCACUGCCACCUGCACCGCCCAGGUUGCAUUGGACUACUCCUAGAGAUGCUAAAAAAUCUAUCAAACAGGAUAGUUCUGAUGAGUUCACAGAAGAGGAAGAAGAAUCAAGCAGCUUACCUCAACAUGUCUCGCGUCUGAACGUCCCAACGCAUCGAAGGCGUUCCUCGCGACACAAAAGCAGCAGCCGCGCGAGAUCUUUGACUAAAAGCAAUAGUCAGGGCCUUGAUGAAACGCAAGCUACGGAAACCAGGGCCUCCUCACAUUCAAGACAUUACAGAGUCCAACGUUCCGAACUUGGAAAAGGAAUCAUUUAUCUCCCAAAAGAGUUCAACCCAGUCGCGUCCAUACAAGCUCUGGAAGCUUUGGACAAUUUCCGAACAAAAUGUUUUUUCACUAAAGCCGAUGACAAAGCGAAACACAAGGACAACCUAACUACUUUGAAUCUGUUUCCAGUACAACAGGAUAUAAAAAAAGAAAGUAGCACAGCGACAAAAGAUUCCGACGACACGGCGUUUACGAAUCACAUGUUCUUGGCAUCUUACGAUCAAAAUUAUUUGAAGAAGUUUAGUCAGGAUGCUCAUCUAGAAAAUGUUCUAAAAGAAAGAAAGAAUAGGACAUUUAACACGAGGUAUACCACAGACGCUACAGUGUACAAACAGUUCGUUACGGAAAGUCGGAGACGAGACAUGUUAGUGAUUGGUUGUCUCAUUGUUGAACUUUUCCUGCAUAGUUACAUGCGCCCAUUGAGGACCCACAGUGACUUUCUAGAGCGAUAUACUAAUUGUCGAACUGUUCUUAAGUAUAAUUUCCACUCGGUGCCUAAAUGCGUCAGUUAUUUAGCGUCUCAGCUGCUCAAUGUGCAGCCUCCGAGUCUAAGUUUCCGGAACGAAUUGGCCAUUAAAUCGAAGGAGGACCCGUUGAAGAAAAUUAUCGUAACAGACAAAGGUUUACCGCCGCCUACACCGUCGCAGCUAUUGCAACCUUUAUUGAUGCAACAUCUCAUACCAUUUCCACAGACCUUCAACAUUUUAUAUAAGCUCUUAAGUACUUUACAUGAAUAUGAAUUAACCAGUAAUGAAUUGAAUAUUCUGUACAUGUAUGAGUGCGAUGGAGUUCAAUGUGAGAAAUAUCAGAACAUAGAUAAAACAAAAUUGUAUUUCACACAGCGGAUCGCGGAAGGUAAAAUCCAAGCCUGUGCUACUCAUUUGGAAGUUCUCCUCAAUCAAUUGAGUGGACAAUUUGAUGUCCUUGAUAUUUUUCUCGCACAUUACAUUGAAUUGUUAACCAAUAAAGACACUUCAGUGUUGGCAGCUUGGUACUUAUUUGAUACAGUAAGCAAAGCAUUAGGGCCUGCGGAGACUAAAAGUAAACUAUUGAAGCAUAUUCUAAAUCUCUAUGAGGAUGAUGACUACGUCAUUGAUAAGCCUGAACAGCACAAAUUAACAGAGGUGGAUUCAGUCACUUGUUCGGGAGUCGCAGGUAAACAAAAAUUCGUGAAACUAUACCACAAUAUAUUCUUACUUCAAUUGAUGGUAAGACUUGGCCUUCAAUGCUUUUUGGAAACCUUCACUCAGCACCUUGUUGAGGCUGUCGGAGGAUACAAAGAUGUAACCGUGGAAGUUGGUUCUCCCGGGCAUUCAUGCCACCACAGAGCAAUGGCAAACAAAAAGCCUCGAUAUUCUGACGACACCGUCAAGAAUGCUUUGUCAACUACUUCUGAUAUAUUUUCUCCGGACACAUCGUACGGUUCAGAGCACGUGGCCACGCCUAAUGUUGAGAAAACGGUUGUAGAAGUCCACGAAAGUUCGAAAGAGAAAGACUCUGACAAUAAGAGCGAGAAUGAGCUCUUCCAUUUUGAAACUGAAAAGGAAAGAUUGCCGAGUAGAAGUAGUAGAAGUAAAUCGCCAGCGGAGUCUAUAGAUUCAUAUGCUUCUAACCCCCAACAAGACAUAGUGAGUCCUACGCCAUCUUCAGAAUUUGUUUCUCCAUCAAGUGCGAAGUAUUUUACGCCAAUCAGUAUGAAAACAAAUGAUCUCAGUGUUUUCGUAACUAAUGAAGAAUCUAUAGAGACACCUAAAAGACCUACGUCACCAGCAAGACCUAUGUUUACAAGUUACCUGCACUUUGCCGAUGAUGAUGUGAAAUUUGAAGAUGUUGAGGUGCGGAAAGAAUCACACUCGCGGCAAAUAAAAAGCUUUACGGAACUCAGUAGGAACUUUGAAAAUGCUGAUCCAACGUCAUCCAAAAGUCUGCACGAAGGGGAAUUGUCUAGCAAAGAAUUGAGUCCAUGUAAGAUCUCAGAUAUGAGUUCAGAAAGUCUUAUUUGGUUGGCGCACAGACUUGGUCCAGUGCUUACCUGUAGACAUAUUACAAGGAAUUUGCUUAAAAUGUUGACGCUUUGUUAUAUCGGAAAAGAUAAUCUGGCAGCUUACGAAGGGGAUGAGAGGGACGAAUUUGAUGAGAUAGCGAUUGUGAAUAGUCGUGUGGUUGGUGACAGGAACGCGUCGAAGGUUAUAAAGUGCCUUGUUUCUAUUGUCGCAAUGUACGGCGAGCAGCUUAUAAUCUUCCAGUACCUACCACACAUGGGCGAGUUGAUUGCAUCGUGUCGAAAGCGGUUGUCGGCGCCACUAGAGGGCGGCGUGGUAGCUUGCCUGCAGCUCGUUAAAUAUUUGCUGCCUUAUUUGUCCGAUGUCAAAGUUAUGGAGCAACUGCAGGAUACAUUUCUAAAGUCCAUCCUACAGCCGGCGCUUCGGCUAGCAUCAACGACGCGUUGUUCCUACCCGAGCGGCGGUCGCGCGCGCGUUUGCGUCGCGCGAAAGUUGGUGGGCGCGCUAUAUGCGCUCGCUUUAAGGAUAGGUCCAGAGAUGACUCGAAGGCAUUUAGCUGUGCCUGCACUGCAGAGAUUCUUCUUAGCGUUUGACAAAGCUACUGGUAAAACAGAUAACUGGCCAAAGGACGAUUCAAAUGGCGACAAGUCAUCAGAACAAGACGCAGCGGAUUCUAAAAUGGAAGGGUUUUUGGAAAUUUGCCGCGACGGUACGACGGCGGAGUGGACAGUGAAAGACGGGCGCGUUGUUCGGGCUGACUUGCCCGACAUGGCAUGCACUCCACCUGACGUGUCAGACCAACCGCCCGACGCCGUCAGGCUCACUGCACAAGAAGAGCUACUCAUGGCGUUCGACGAGGCGCUAGCAUACCACUCAUACACGGCGUUCGAGAAGUUCAUAGGCGCAGACUAUAUCGAGCGUUGCCUUAAAAACAACGACACUUUGCGAGCGCUGUGCCAAAGCUAUAAGCAGAACCAUUAUAUCAGUUCCACAUUCAACCGCCAAGACAAGCGCUUCCAAUUGUCCUUAAAUGAUGAGCCGCGUAACAAAAGGAAUAUAGACAUAACACCAUCUAAAUCCGAAGUUGUUAUGGAUCAUAUAUCGAGCUCCAAUAGUUUUGGCUCCAAUGUAACUUUGGUAGGCAACAGGAUUGAUGUUGUUAGCGAACCGAGUGAAAUCUGUAGCGGCCAAGGUACCGGAUUUGACGUAGUUGCAUAUAAAAUGGAUAAUGGGUGUAAGAGCAACAGACAUCUUCGAGGUGACUGGCUCAUCUACUGGGAGCACGAAAUCGGACGUCCCGAUAAAGACGCUCGGUUCAACCUCAAGCAAAUCAAACUGCAGACGUUUACCGGUCACACGCACUCUGUCAAGUCCAUACAUUGUCUAGACAAUGAGAACAGUUUCAUGAGUGGUUCCAAAGAUAAAACUGUAAGGCUGUGGUCGCUGAGGAAUCAGGGCGAUGGUAACGCGACAACUCAGUGCAACUGGACGUACACUGGUCAUAAAAAAGGCGUGCUGUCUCUCGCCUUCUUAGAAUCACAACGGCUUGCUGUCUCCACGGAUUCUGUCGUUCACAUCUGGGACCCCUUUAUGGAAAGCGUAGUUUCUCAGAUGGACAACAUAAAAUCGCCCGUGAGCAUAGUGCGCACGCUGCCUGGGCCGUCGGCUUCCGUAAUCGCAGCCACCACGGACGCCACGCUCAAAAUUAUCGACGCACGCGCUUGCAAUUACACUCACGAGCUUAAGUUGCCGAUGAGCGCGACGACGUUCGUGCGUUGCAUGUGCGUGUGCGCGAGUGGCGCGUGGGUGGCGUGCGGGCUGGCCAGCGGGCACGUGUGCGUGCUCGACGCGAGGACCACGCUGCCGCUCGCCUGCUGGCGCGCGCACGACGGAGAGGUACUCAGAUUGGCCGCAGUGGACGACCAUCGGCUACUUAGUUCAGGUUUAGAUCAAGUAACAGCGCUGUGGCGACCAGAUGACGGCGAACUCAUUGCGCACCUCAAGGGUAGCACUGAGCCCGUGCACUGUCUUUCCGUCUACUACAAUGAGCUCAUAUCGGGUACGACGAACAACCGCAUCGGGGUCCACACCGCUCUCGAUCAAGAAGCUUCGUUCUCCAGCACUAAGCUACGGUCAGAUACCUUCAAAGGUGUUCUAACAUGUAUGGCUGUAUUGCCUUUGAAUAGGCUCUUGUUGUUGGGCAGCGAUAAUGGCACGAUAAGUUUACUUUGCUGAUUGAUGAUGGUGUAGUGUGAUUUAGGAAUAACUGGAUAUCGCUAUAUUUGUGGUCAGGCCGUGGCAUUACCAUGCAUUGUACAGUAAAAUAAUUGUUUUAAUAAAACGUUGGUUAGUCGUUUUGAUUGGUGAUGUUGCAAUAUUGUAUUAUUUUCCGAACCGACUUUCCAUAUAUUUUGCAUCGCAGCGAUGACAAAGUUUUGCAUAAAAUAAAAAAUAUUAAUUACAAACCUCGCUAUAGUUGUUCAGUGUAAUGGACUCUCUUGCAAAUAUUAGUAUUAUUAGAACAUUUUAUGACACUCUUAUCCGUUAAAUUGGUGUUAAACGAGUGGUAAAUUGAUCUCCAGAAAGUUAAUUUUUUUAAAUCCUGUAAUGAUAUUGCCACGCCCUUACCGCUAAGACUACAAGGUGUAAAACAAUUUAGUGUAAUCUGAAAUUAAUUGAAUAUUUUCACACAGCAAUUCGUUUAUCCAUAUUUUGUUUGAAUGAAAUGUAAAGAUAUUUUUUGUACAGGGUUAUAGGUAGCAAACCAUUAUUUACGUAUAUUUUUAUGCAAUCAUUCCAAUUGUAUACAUUUUUAAUUGUAAGUAUAAUUUAAUCCUACAUUUAGUCUUGUAAUUUGUAAAACACCUUAGGCCCGUUUUAAUAAAUAGCUCUCAUCAGAUUUUAAAUACGUAUCGGCUAAGAUGUCUCUCGGAUUUAGAGAUACCUUUCAUGCUCUCGUUAUUUAAUCAAGUAAUAAUCAUCGGCAAUUUGGGUGAUAGGUACCAUCUACAGUGACUAAUGGCGAGUUUAAUGAAACGCUUGUUGAAGCGCUGCAGCGGUGAAAAUUAGUAAUUUUCUACAAAUUUAGUUUUAGUUUUAAUAGCAUUUAGUUGAAAGGGCGUUUGUGACAUUUUUUCAAGAAAAUUUAUAUGUUUACUGCCGUGAUCAGUAAAAAAAAGGCCGAUCUGUCACUAUUUUUAUUUUAUCAUAUGUGGAUGAGGUAUGAAGUUAUCGUAAGAGAAAGUAAAUAUUUUUUUUUAUUUCAUUGCUUUAAACAAAAAGAAUUUUUGGUUUUGACUUUUUGUCACAAGUUUACCACAAGAGUUUUUGACUAAUGGCUGCGGCAGAAUAUCUAGCCUGCAAAAGUGGCGCGCGC
Hyposmocoma kahamanoa is the source of this 7381-nucleotide messenger RNA. It is a transcript of the gene Wdr81, whose product is annotated as WD repeat-containing protein 81. Bases 1 to 6240 code for a protein of 2079 amino acids. Gene Ontology annotation, biological process: aggrephagy. NCBI's taxonomy places the organism in Eukaryota, Metazoa, Arthropoda, Insecta, Lepidoptera, Cosmopterigidae. Gene Ontology annotation, cellular component: mitochondrion. The transcript has 19 exons. The record is from RefSeq and is a predicted model, not a curated record. Gene Ontology annotation, molecular function: protein binding; phosphatidylinositol 3-kinase regulator activity.